UUAGCGUAAACUUUAUGGUUAUUUAGAAUUAUUCCAGUGAGCUAGCUAUACUAAACCUACCCUCUGAUGCUGAAAAGGAAAUUGUCCCCAGUUUAUGUCACUUUAUCGUCAUGUUACGGGUGUUUGUUUUCAUCAGCGAUUAUUUUUUGAUGUUUUGACUUACAAAACAGAUUAAACACAUGAAUAGUUUCUGUUUUUCUGUCGCCUGGUCCAGAUGAUGGCGCCUACAAAGAUGAAACUGCGGAUGAGGAAGAAAGAUGCUUCCGGCAAGGCGUCGCAGAGCAUGUCUGCGGAGGCUUCGCCGGACUCCAAGUGCCCCAUCUGCCUGGACCGAUUCAACAACAUGGCCUCCCUGGACCGCUGCCUGCACAAGUUCUGCUUCCGCUGCAUCCACGAGUGGUCCAAGAACAAAGCCGAGUGCCCCCUGUGCAAGCAGCCCUUCAACUCCAUCUUCCACACCAUCAAGGCCGAGAACGACUUCAAGGAGUUCGUCCUGCGGCCGGCGGAGAACGGGACCCUGGGGAGCCCCGGCAGCCCUGGCGCCGUCCGGCUCCGGUACGGCGGCGCCGCCGCGGCGCUGGGACGGGAGCGGCGGCAGUCCCCGCGCAGGACGUCCCCGCCCCCGGACCACGGCAUCAUGUUCGAGGGCCUGACGGGCUCCGCCCCCCUGCAGCAGGACCGGGGCGUCCAGCGCAUGAUGGUGCGGCUGGCGGCGAGGAGGCGGGCGCAGAAACAGGGGCGGGCGGUGCGCCACCUGCGGGAGCAGGAGAUGGUGACGUUCCGGCGGGCGCUGUACCGCACCGGCGUGCGGGUGCGCAGCGUGCGGGACGGCGGCCGCCACCGGGACGUCUCGGCCGCCUUCUUCCAGCGCAACCCGGCCUGCCUGCACCGGCUGGUGCCCUGGCUGAAGCGGGAGCUGACGGUGCUGUACGGCACGCACGGCUCCCUGGUCAACAUCGUGCAGCACAUCAUCAUGUCCCGCGUCACGCGCUACGACAUGGACGACCAGGCCAUCCAGGACGAGCUGCGGCCCUUCCUGCUCACCCGCACCGACCACUUCCUGCACGAGCUGAUCAGCUUCGCCCGCUCGCCCUUCAGCAUGGAGGCGUACGACCAGCACGCCGUCUACGACUGCCCCGCGCCCUCCUACGAGGAGGGCAGCAGCUCGGACUCCUCCGUCAUCGCCAUCUCGGAGGACGAGGAGGACCCCGCGGAGCUGGCCCGACGACCCGCCUCGGCGACAGGCAGCGGCCUGAGCCAGGCGCCCUGGGACGACGAGACCCCCGGGCCGUCCUACUCCACCGCGGAGCAGACGCAGUCGCCGUCGCUGUCCGUCAGCGAGUCGGCGUCGGAGAGCAGCAGGGGGGAGGCGGGCGGGCCCCAGGCCCAGCCCAGCGCCCUGGUGAAGGCCGACCCGACGGCGAAGGAGGACCGGGACGCCUCCUCCGCCGAGGAGGACUGCAUGAUCGUGGGCUACGUGAAGCCCAUGGCGGAGCGGACGCCCGAGCUGGUGCAGCUCUCCUCCAACUCGGAGGAGGAGGAGUCGGCCCGCGAGGAGCCGCCCCAGCACCUCCGCUUCCCCAGCCUCAGCCCGCCGUCCUCCUCCGCCGGCUCGCCCGCGCCCAAACGCGGCUCCCCGGGCGCGCCUGGCCAGGGCCUGCCCCGCGGGACGCCCGAGCCAGCGGGCGAGGACCCGUGCGCUUCGGAGCUGCAGAGACAGCACGGCUCCUCGCCCGGCGGGGACUGCGUCGCCCACACGGACGCGGCCUUCGCGCCCACUGACCGCCCCGGCGACGAGCCCGCCCGCGAGACGGACGCCGGAGGGCAUGGCGACCGGUCGAGGGAGCGCUCGGGGUCCGGUGGCGGCAGGCGGUCGGGGAGCGCGGAGCUGGGCUGUCCGGCGAGGAGCCCCACCAUCUCGGUGCACAGCGACAGCACGCUGUCCCGCGGGAGGGUGCGUUCGCAGUCGCCGUCCCGGGACAGGGUGCGAGAGAGGAGGCGGGACAGGGUCGCAGGCCAGCCCAGGCACGGGCGGGGCGAGGCGGCGGCGGCUUAUUCGUACCACUGGGAGUCCUACAGCCACUACAGCAGGGAGAGCCGGAGCGGAGGGGUGCUGUACACGCAGAGCCGGGCCUACCGGUCACGCCUGUACGCCGGCCCCGCCCGCGGGCCCCGCCCGCGCAGUCGCAGCCGCCCCCGGGAGCCCCAGCACCGCGCCCGGGCCCGGUCCCGGUCCCGCAGCCCGUCCAGCACCAGCUCCCAGGGGUCCCGCCCCGCCCCCCGCGGGUCCCGCCACGACAAGCCCGGCGGGAAGAGGAAGUACAAGACCCGCCACCUGGAGGAGUCGGCCAAGGGCCGCGCCCCCAGAGCGCCGGCGCCGCCCGCAGGCCCCGCCCUCAAGGACAGCCGGGGGGGCGAGAGGCGGCGCAAGCGGUCGCGGAGGAAGAGCCGGAGCCCCAGCGUGGAGAUCGUCUACGAGGGCAAGGCCACGGGCGCGGCCCGCAGGCACCAGAGGAAGAGGAAGAAGCACAGGAAGAGGAGCCGCAGGCACAGGAGCCAGGAGCACAGGUCCCCCACCGUCAUCACCAUAGACAGCGACAGCGACCGCGCGGCGGACGUCAGCGACCGCGUGGAAGUCUCGGACCAGACCACGGACGCCGGGCCGUUCGGCAGCGAGAACGAGGUCUCCGCCGGCACGGAGCCCCCGUCGGACGCGCACCUGCUGGAGUCCAUCCUGCAGGACCUGCAGCAGCACAUCCUGCCCGUCGACCAGGACCGCGCCGCCGCGGUCGCCAGCGCCGGAGCCGCGGCGGCGGAACUCUCUCCCGACUACGAUAAGUGCGGCGCGCUGCGCGGCGAGAGCGGACACUCCUGCGUGUCGUCCGGCGACGAGGCGGGCGCCGGCAGCCCCGUGAUCACCAUCGGAAGCCAUUUCAUUCGACAGAGCAGUCUGGACGAGGCACCAGACGCCAGUGCGGUCUGUUGCUCUGACUGAGGCUCAGAAAUGUGCAAUUACACACGACGUUUUUUAAAGUGUGCGAAACCUUAACUAAGGGUGAACAUUGAAACGGUUAGAUCAGACUUUUACAGGACGGACAUUGAAUUUGCUGUCAGAGGUGUGUUCUGUGGAAGUGUUAAAAAGCUGUCAUUUAACCACAUCAGCACUGUAAUUGUCAACGUCAGCAUUUUAUAAGUGACUCCAUCCUAAACGGGAAGCUUCCGGUUUUUAUUUACUCAGUGCUGUUCAACUUGCACUCUGUCACAUUUAAUGUUUUGGAAUAAUUGCCGACUUUGCUACUUUUAGAAGCUGUUCGUUUGCUGUAUUACUCAGGGAAAAAGAUGGCUGCCUCGUAUUUCAUAACAUUCAGCUGAAGCAAAAGAUCAUACCUGUUUAUGGAACCCUUAGUUUUUUGUCCUUCAGGACUUGCUGACUUAACCUUUGAAAAUGUACAUGUCUUUUUCACAUUUAACUGGACAUUUCAGAAUAAAGCAGCUUUGUGUUGCAAUUGCUUA
Messenger RNA from Anguilla anguilla (European eel), 3513 nucleotides. RefSeq names its product E3 ubiquitin-protein ligase Topors-like. Gene Ontology annotation, molecular function: metal ion binding; ubiquitin protein ligase activity. NCBI's taxonomy places the organism in Eukaryota, Metazoa, Chordata, Actinopteri, Anguilliformes, Anguillidae. The record is from RefSeq and is a predicted model, not a curated record. The transcript is spliced from 2 exons. Gene Ontology annotation, biological process: protein monoubiquitination; protein polyubiquitination. Bases 215 to 2995 code for a protein of 926 amino acids.